UUACUAUUUAACAGAAUCAAAUUUCGUGAAAGGGCUGCUAAAAGAAGAAGAAAUACAGAAGAACAUUCCAUAAUGAAGUAAGCUUAAACAUCAGCAUGCCAUGGCUGAUUCAAUUCAUAUUCACCCUAUGAAUUCAUAUUCAAAAAGUCAAACACCCUUUUCCACGAUUACCAAGACCCAAUCAACUUCAAUGCGAUUACCCACCUGUAUAUAAAAUUCUCAUUUCUCCAUUUUCAUCUUCCUCAAAUUCUCCAUCGUAAAAAUGCAAUCUAACCCAUCAACAUCAUCCUUCUUGUUAUACCUUCUAUCGGAGCACCCCACGGUUGUCGGAUUCCGAUGGAGCCACGCCCAAUCUUGGGGAGCCACAUGGGUCUUCCUCUUCUCCUCCAUCGCCGUCUACUUCGCAGUCUCAGUCGUCCUCCACCUCCUCCUCCUCCUCUUCCGCCACCGCACCCGCCCAGUACCCCUCGGUCCCAUCCCUGCUCUCCACAGCCUCGUCAUGUCAAUCAUCUCCGCUACCAUACUCGCCGGUACAUUGACCUCCGCCGCAGCCGAGAUCCGAGACACGCGGUGGUUCUGGGGCCGCUCAAAAACCCCACUCCAAUGGCUUCUUUGCUUCCCACUCGGCACGCGCCCAUCAGGGCGCGUAUUCUUCUGGUCAUACGUCUUCUACCUGUCACGUUACCUUCACGUGAUCCGGACGUUCUUCACCAUCUUACGACGUCGUAGACUCUCGUUAUUCCAACUCUUCACUAAUUCCAUUCCAAUGGUUAUGUCGUUCCUAUGGUUGGAAUUCUCGCAAUCGUUUCAAGUACUGGAAAUCGUGUUCACCACAUUCACGUAUUCCAUAGUUUACGGGUACAGAUUAUGGACGGAAUUAGGAUUACCAACGGCGUCGUUUCCGCUAGUGGCCAACAUUCAGAUAAUCUUGUUGGGUUUGAAUUUGAUUUGCCAUUGUGGGGUUUUGUUCUUGCAAGUAUGGAAAGGUGGGUGCAAUGGAAUUGGGGCGUGGGUUUUCAAUUCCAUCCUCAAUGGUGCAUUCCUAUUCAUGUUCUUGAAUUCCUUCGUCAAAAUGCGUUGGAUUCGUAGGAAAGCUAUGGAAUCAUCGGCCACUAAUGGUAAACUUGAAUAAAGUAAUUAACUACGAUCAAAUGGCUUCAAUUCAAGCGUCGGUUUCUUGAGAUUGGAGCUGAUCCAGUUGACCCGAUUGUUAAUUAUCGCGGUUUAAUUCGACCCGUAUGAUCUAACAUUUGUAUGAUUUAUUAAUGUAUAGAUUAUUAUAUGAUGACACAUGUGGAAAAAUUAAUCUUUUGUAAUUUGUAUAGUUGACAGGUAGGAACUUAAUUUAUUGUUUGCAUCUUUUUUUACGUCAAACUAAGAGCAUGACAAUGUUGAUUUACUAAUAUUAUUUUGUAACAAUAAUUAUGGCAUACAACUUUCUUAUUUAA
This is a messenger RNA of Lactuca sativa (garden lettuce), 1448 nucleotides long. Its product is annotated as fatty acid elongase 3-like. Gene Ontology annotation, biological process: fatty acid elongation, monounsaturated fatty acid; very long-chain fatty acid biosynthetic process; fatty acid elongation, polyunsaturated fatty acid. Lineage: Eukaryota; Viridiplantae; Streptophyta; Magnoliopsida; Asterales; Asteraceae. The record is from RefSeq and is a predicted model, not a curated record. Gene Ontology annotation, molecular function: fatty acid elongase activity. Gene Ontology annotation, cellular component: endoplasmic reticulum membrane.